Messenger RNA from Blastomyces dermatitidis ER-3, 3580 nucleotides. Its product is annotated as calpain-like protease palB. Gene Ontology annotation, molecular function: calcium-dependent cysteine-type endopeptidase activity. The coding region runs from base 487 to 3120 and encodes 877 amino acids. The record is from RefSeq and is a predicted model, not a curated record. The transcript has 4 exons. Lineage: Eukaryota; Fungi; Ascomycota; Eurotiomycetes; Onygenales; Ajellomycetaceae. Gene Ontology annotation, biological process: proteolysis.
CUGAUAUAUAGUCACUUUGCAUGUUUUUUUAAUAACUAGUCUCAGCAGGAUUCACACCAAGAAAUGUAUGGGACCAGACCAAAUGGAAUCAAAAAUGAAAUUCAUGGUCCCGGCGGCCAGUCUAUAGGUGGUUGAUUACCUUAGUUAAUCCCAAACCGACCACCUCGGAUAUUCCGGGCUUCACUUCUCGUUAUUGUUCUCAGGCUCUGCUUUUCGCCGGCCAGCCUGGGUACCCGUAGCGUCUUGCCCCGGAGCCACUAAGCCAACCAUAGCAACCAACCCGCCUGGCUCAAACCGGGCUCCAACAUCGUCUUUCGUAUUGCAUUAUCAUCCACCAAGUUUCCCUCAUACUACUCCGCUUAAGCGUCAUCGCUUGCUUGACCCUUGCAGCCGCCAAAAGCUGAUGCGCACCAACUAGUUAAACAUUCGCCUCUUAAUACCGGGUUGGGUUUGUUUCCUGGGACGUGGCCUUCUGUUGGAAUCGGGAUGCCCCCGCUCUCCUCAACGCAGCGAGAGCUUGAGAUUCAGGCACGGAAAGCGGAAAGGGAUGUGACAACUGCUUCUACACAAAGUUCUGCUCUAGACGCAGCUAUCAGCGCAGUUGAGAGUUAUCUGAAUGCGCUUAAGCUGGCUAGCUCUCCUAGCGAGAAGCAAAGGCUGGAUGCAAAAUGCAAAGAGCUUCUUAGAAAGGCAGAGGAUAUAAAAAAAUCGAAAUAUUGGAGUCAGCAUCUACAGACACGUACCAACAACGGCGGUAGGAAUAGCAGCGCAGGGUCCAGGCUUCGAGAGCCAGUUUCGACACGGAAUCUUUCCAAUAGAGAGCAGAUCAUUCUCCUGGAAGAUUCCAAGUUGAAUGGCUUUGUAUUUCCACCUUGGUCGGCUGUGCCUGCUGCGAGUGAAUUUGAGCUCGAAGAAGAUGAUGUGCCAUUUACGGACUCGUGCGAUCUUCCACUCUCGGAGUUACAGCUCGAGAUUUUCAAUGGCUGGAAACGGCCUGCAGAGAUUCUGGGUACUGGAGAGGCUAAUAAAGAUGAUCGGGGGAGUCCUACCCCAGUUAUGGGAGCUAUACAUCCUAUAGAUUUGGUGCAGGAUGUUACGACAGAUUGUUCCGUUGUUGCGAGCCUUUGCGCCGCUAUCUCCCAGGUAGAAAGAGGAUAUUCCAAGACCUCUGUGAUUAAGUUUUACCCGUCAGAAGAAGAGACCUUCACCCCAAAGCUGUCACAAUCUGGGAAAUACAUUUUUCGAAUGCAUUUUAAUGGAUGCUACCGGAAAGUUGUAAUUGACGAUCGACUCCCCUCCUCCAAAACGCCGAGGUUCCUUCAUGUCAUCGAUAGGAAAAACCCUGCUCUCCUAUGGCCAGCGCUGGUCGAAAAGGCGUACUUGAAGGUUAGAGGAGGCUAUGAUUUCCCUGGAAGUAAUUCUGGGACGGAUCUUUGGAUCCUCACCGGCUGGAUUCCGGAACAAAUAUUUUUACAUGAUGAGGAUGUCAUCCCUGAUCAGCUGUGGAAAAGGUUGUUUAAUGCAUUUAACUACGGUGAUGUAUUAAUCACUGUUGGUACGGGAUCAUUAACUGAACGGGAAGAAGAGGAACUUGGACUUGUGAGCGUGCAUGACUAUGCAAUACUUGAUAUGCAGGAAGUUAACGGCCGUCGCCAAUUCCUCGUUAAGAAUCCCUGGGCAGCUGGCUCUAUUUGGAAAGGGAUUGGACAAUCCCACCCUCCUGUUCCUGCUGAAGGCGACGGAGAAAAUAACGCCGACCGGCAGCAAUCUCAUCGGACACUCUCCCCAGGAACAUUCUGGACAGAUUGUGACAAAUUGCUUCAGAAUUUCGAAAACUUAUACUUAAAUUGGAACCCGACGCUCUUUUCCUACCGACAGGAUAUCCAUUUUACUUGGGAUCUUUCUUCUGCCAGUUCCGUUCCCGGCUACCUAGCUAGAAAUCCACAGUUUGCGGUAGGCUCCAAAGCGGGAGGCUCUGUUUGGCUCCUGCUAAGUCGACAUUUCCAUUCUGGCGACUACAUCGGAACUGGGAAUAAACUUAUAGACGUUUCCUGUGAAAAUAAUGAACCUGGCUUUAUUAGCCUCUACGUUUUCAAAAAGGAUGGCCAGAGAACCUGUGUGAGCGAUGGGUCCUUCCGCCGGGGCCCGUAUGUCGAUUCGCCGAACACAUUGAUGAGGUUUGAGAUGCCUCCAAACACUGUUUACACCGUUGUGGCUGCAGAACAGUCCUUGCCGAGGGUGAGCCAGAAUUUCUCUUUAUCGGGAUUCUCUACGGCUCCCCUAUCUAUUUCACACGCUACGGAGGAAUACGGGCAUGUUAGAAAGUUACCUGGUGCAUGGACAACAUCAACAGCUGGAGGCAACACAGACUCGGCAAGGUAUCCGACAAAUCCGCAGUUUAGGAUCGAUAUCUUAGAGCCCUGCAAUAUUUCUGUCAUACUUGAGACUGAAGACCCCGAACUAGCUGCGCACGUCAAGGUCAUGUGGUCAGAAGGCAAGCGUGUUUCCAAUGUCCGGUCUCGAGACGUUGUUUUUGAUAGCGGAGAUUACCGCCGGGGCUGCGCCUUUGCUGAACAUUUCGGCCUAACCAACGGCUCAUUUACCGCUGUGUGCUCUACGUUUGCGCCCAACCAGCCUGGAAAGUUUACCCUGUUGAUCAAAACGACCAAGCCAUGCAUCGUAAAGCCACUCCCUGCCGAGGGAGCUGGGCAGUUGAGCAUAGUGUCCGACAUUGGCAUAUUCCCACCGGGCACGAAUAGGAUUCUUGCACCCAUUACCACUUCCCGACUGGCCAGAAUCACUGCCAUUGUGAGGCAUAAGGGCUCGUGGAUGGGAACCCGAAGUGUCGCCCCGUCUCCGAUUCUAAUGACCCUUGAGCUAGGACAGGGCCCGUAUAAGGGUAUACUCUCAUCAUCUGGCGAUGGAAGCUUUAGCAAUGCUGUCAGUGGGAUACGCAUCGAGGACUUCGAUUUGCAGCCGGAUUUCGAACAGCGGGGGGGUCUGUGGCUUGUUGUGGAGCGGGUUGGGGGUCUUGGGAGCCAGGUGCAUGAUACGAUUGAGCUGGAGAUUUUGUCCGAGGAGAGGGUUGCAAUUGGCCCGUGGGGAACUGGUGGUGGCUAAAUAUCCAACAUAUUCAUACAGCGUGGGCAAUUGAGUGAUGACUUAAUGACAUUAGAGCCUGUAUUCACUUGGAGAGAAGCACGUGAGCUAGCAUAGUGUUGGUGGUUACUACUAUGCUGUAAAUUGAGAAUUUUUCAGAAUAGUGAAUCUACUGUUCUGACACAGUAACAUGACCAACCACCCAACACCUGCUUACACCCAACGCCCGGCAUUUCGCCAUCACUAUGAUGAAAUAUUUUCAAUGAUAUCUCAACAAUGCAAUUAGAUUUUAAGGUGAUAUAUUAUAUGAUGAAAAUAUAUAUAGAAAAUUACACAUAAAAAUAUACAGCUAAUUCUGUAGAUAUUUAUUUAACUUAAUAACUUAUUUAGAAUAUGAAAUUUUGAAUAAAGAUAGAUUCAGUGAGUAAGUAGUUAUUAAAUUAGUAAAGAUUAUAAUAUUAUCAGAUUUCUUUAAUAGUGA